Molecule: messenger RNA, 1188 nt
Organism: Saxophila tyrrhenica
Lineage: Eukaryota; Fungi; Ascomycota; Dothideomycetes; Mycosphaerellales; Extremaceae
Gene: scn1
Product: Cut9-interacting protein scn1
Exons: 2
Coding region: 1-1188 (395 amino acids)
Molecular function (GO): hydrolase activity, acting on ester bonds
Source: RefSeq, a predicted model, not a curated record
AUGGCAGAGCCAGAGGGAACUAUGGAGUUUCCGUGGCACCAUGGAGUCUUUGACGCUCACUGCCAUCCCACAGACACGCUGUCAAGUCUGCAGUCCAUUCCCAGCAUGCGGGCUAAAGUCUUGACAGUGAUGGCGACUCGAGCACAGGAUCAAGAGCUAGUGGCGAAGGCUGCAGAUGAGUAUGGGAUCACUUCAGACGAUGUAGCUGAUGGAGAGAUGAGUUGGAGAGACAGCCACAAGAUCGUUCCGGCAUUUGGCUGGCAUCCAUGGUUCUCACAUCAGAUGUUCGAUGAAGACGAAUAUGAUGGCGCACAAAGCCUUACUCUCGAUCAAAAAGUGGCUCAUUACCAGUCCGUAUUGCAGCCGCGGUCAGAGGACAUCGACUUCCUCCAAUCUCUGCCCGAGCCGCGUCGAUUCAGACAAUUCUUGGACCAGACAAAGUCGUAUCUUGAGCGCUAUCCUCUCGCAUUGGUAGGCGAGGUAGGCCUUGACCGGUCUUUUCGAAUCCCCGAAGCAUGGCUGCCUGGCGAAGUGGAGUCGCGAAAUGAUGCUCUGACUCCUGGCGGCAGAGAAGGACGCAAACUGAGUCCUUACCGGGUCAGCAUGGAUCAUCAGAAGAAAGUGUUGCUUGCGCAACUUCGUCUGGCUGGCGAACUACAGCGCGCGGUAUCCGUACAUGGCGUACAGGCACACGGCAUCGUGUACGAGACGCUGGCUGAGUCAUGGAAGGGUUACGAAAGGAAGGUCCCGAGCAGAAGGGAGCGCAAGCGGCAGGAGUCUGCUACGAAGAUAAAUGCUGAACCAGAAGAUGCUGCAAAGAGCGAAGAACCUAGGUCCAGAUCAAAGCCUUAUCCUCCAAGGAUAUGCUUGCAUUCGUACUCUGGUCCCGCAGAGAACGUGAAACAGUAUACGGCUGCUUUGGUACCCUGCCACGUCUUCUUCAGCUUCAGCACGACCAUCAACAGCUGGGCUGAGGACGGAAAUGGCAAGGUCGAAGCGGCCCUUAGAGCUGUAUCUGAUGACAGUGUGCUGAUUGAAAGCGACCUGCAUACGGCUGGGGAGAAGAUGGACCAGUAUCUCGAGAAGAUUGUGCGGAAGAUAUGUGCUGUGAAAGGGUGGGAGCUUGAAGAUGGUGUCGAGCGACUGGCGAAAAAUUGGAAGGCAUUCGUGUUCGGGACUGGAGAUUGA